Molecule: messenger RNA, 1390 nt
Organism: Caenorhabditis elegans
Lineage: Eukaryota; Metazoa; Nematoda; Chromadorea; Rhabditida; Rhabditidae
Gene: inx-12
Product: Innexin-12
Exons: 5
Coding region: 49-1275 (408 amino acids)
Biological process (GO): transmembrane transport
Cellular component (GO): gap junction; plasma membrane
Source: RefSeq, marked reviewed
UUCCAUCAAAUCGAAAAUCAUCCAACCUGCAGUGGGUUCUGGCUGAAAAUGAACGUCAUCCAGAAUCUGCUGUCGGCGGUCUCGCCACAGCCUGACGGUGAUUUUGUGGACAAGCUCAACUACUGUGCCACGACCAUUGGCCUGGUACUUGCAUCCGCUUUUAUCACCGGAUGGAGUUUUGUUGGCAGUCCGAUCGACUGUUGGUUCCCAGCGUAUUACAAGGGCUGGUGGGCAGAAUACGCAUUAGACUACUGUUAUGUACAGAACACGUUCUUUGUCCCGUUCUCCGAGGACAAAGCCGAACGAAGCUACAACUGGGAGCAGUUGGUGGCCGAUAAACAGAAUACGACAUCUCUGAAACAGACGAAUCAAAUCGGUUACUACCAGUGGGUGCCGUUCAUUUUGGCUCUUCAGGCCAUGCUCUUCUAUUUUCCAGUUGUUAUUUGGAGGCUUUUUUAUGGAAUGGCUGGCCAAAACGUGACAUCCCUUUGCAAUACAUGCACCGCCACCGAGGGAAACGAAGAAUCCAGAAAAGGAACAAUUACCACAAUUGCUGGUUAUAUUAGCCAGAAGAGACAUCGAAACUUGAUUGUGAAACAGCUGUCCGGAUUCCAGAAUCGAGCUAAUGGAUCCGCAGUUAUCACUUCUUAUUUGUUCAUGAAAGCCCUAUUCUUGAUCAACGUUCUCUUCCAAUUCGUGCUUCUCAAGAGAAUGUUGGGAGUGGAUUCAUAUUUCUGGGGAGCCGAAGUGACCUCCGAUUUAUGGUCUGGAAAUGAAUGGCCUGAAACAGGAAACUUCCCGCGUGUUACAAUGUGCGAGUACGAGGUUCGAAAUCUGGAUAAUAUUCAUAAGCAUUCGGUACAAUGCGUUCUCAUGAUCAAUAUGUUCAAUGAGAAGAUCUUUGUUGCACUUUGGUGGUGGUUGUGCUUCUUGACAGUUGUCACAAUUACCAACACUAUUUACUGGUUCUGGAGAGCUUCUGGAACGUCGGUCUCCAAGAAUUUCAUUCGACCAUAUGUGGAAGAUAUUGAUCCAAAAGUGAAGAAUAAUAGAGGAAAACUUCAACAAUUCGUCUCCGAAUUCCUAUCCCCAGAUACUGUAUUCAUUCUUCGACUAAUUGAAUUAAAUAACGGAAAGACACCUGUUGUCGAGCUGAUUCGUGACAUGUGGCGACGUUUCAACACAGCCGUACCGCCACCAUAUUCGGCUCCACCGCUUCUCGUAAAGGACGGUGCACCACUUCUUAAAAACUUCCAGGACGAGUCUGAAAUGUAAUGUGCCUCCUUUUCUCUGUUUUUUCUUCUCUUAUCUUACCCUUGUUUAGACCCUAAUAACUCCUUUUUACACACAUUUUUUGUUUGAUUUGAUAUAAUAAAAUGGCUUUUAUGAU